Messenger RNA from Fusarium musae, 735 nucleotides. RefSeq lists its product as uncharacterized. Gene Ontology annotation, cellular component: RNA polymerase I upstream activating factor complex. The transcript has a single exon. Bases 1 to 735 code for a protein of 244 amino acids. Gene Ontology annotation, molecular function: RNA polymerase I cis-regulatory region sequence-specific DNA binding. NCBI's taxonomy places the organism in Eukaryota, Fungi, Ascomycota, Sordariomycetes, Hypocreales, Nectriaceae. Gene Ontology annotation, biological process: nucleolar large rRNA transcription by RNA polymerase I. The record is from RefSeq and is a predicted model, not a curated record.
AUGGACAUCUCAAAGAGCGAUUCACGUAUAGCACCAUUGUAUCAAAGUGGCGUCUCGUCCAAACGAGAUUCUGUGGCUACCGAGCAGGAUCCUAAUAAGCGAUCAAAACGCAGACAUGCAACUGUCUAUGAUGCUGUAGCAGGUAUCUUGCUCUCCCGUGAUCGUCCGAUUCAAAGCUCACAAAAAUCAGGCAAAGUCUCAUAUGACCAAGGUCCCGUAACGGAACCGGAAGAGUUACAGUAUACAGCUCGUCACCCCAAGGCAAUCAGAUACUCCACAAAAGAUAUCCCCUUGGCUCCUGACGAAAUUCUAUUCAGGCGGAAAGAUGCACCCGUGCGUUACUUGGAGCACGACAUCUACUACGCUCAUGAACACGACCUGCCCUGUGGGGGGCAGGGUGUCCUGCCAGAUAGUGACCUCCUCAAAGCCAUUCACGCUUAUACCAGUGCUUUUUACAGCGUCAGAAACCGCGAGCGCCAACCUCCGGAUAGCCGAAACAUUACUGAACGGAGCAUGGAUGAGACAGCUCUCUUGGCGUUUGGUAUCCUCUUAGAAGAAGCUGGCAAGGAGGUCCUUGGUCGACGAGGCGACCUAGUCUUCACUGAAGGUGCAGAUGACGGCCCUGUUGAUGCAUCCGAGCCAGUCCAAGAUGAGACCCGGCUCGUUGGGCAUCACGACAUCUCCUUGCGGGGACGUCCUAAGCGGAGAAAGACUGGCGCAAGUGAUGUUGAAUGA